AUGGCACGGUCACAAUAUACCACGGAGCCCAUCGUGGUUGUCGGCACUGGCUGUCGUUUUCCGGGAGGCAUCAACAGCCCGUCCAAGCUCUGGGAUGCCAUUUGUUCACAGCGUGACCUUCUCUCGCCAAUUCCCCCUUCUCGGUUCAAUCCAAAGGGGUUCUAUCAUUCCAAUGGCGAGCGCCACGGAAGCACCAAUGUCGACAGAGCAUAUCUUCUCGAAGGAGAUAUCAGCGCUUUCGAUGCCGCAUUCUUCGGCAUCAACCCACGCGAGGCCGAAGCAAUCGACCCACAACACCGAAUGCUUCUCGAGACCGUGUACGAGGCCAUGGAAGAUGCAGGUCUCACAGUAAACCAGAUGAAAGGCUCUAACACUGCAGUCUAUGUUGGUCUGAUGACUGGAGACUAUCACGAACUGCAAAUCCGAGACCCGGAAAAUAUGCCCGUGUAUAUGGCAACGGGCACAGCGCGCAGUAUUCUGUCCAACCGACUGUCAUAUUUCUUCGACUGGAAAGGCCCAUCCAUGACCAUUGACACGGCAUGCUCGUCGAGUCUGGUGGCGUUACACCAUGCCGUGCAAUCACUCCGCUCCGGGGAGUGCCAGGUUGCUGUGGCCGCUGGUGCCAAUCUCAUCCUGGGACCGGAGAUGAUGAUAGCCGAAUCGAACCUGCACAUGCUGUCCCCCACGGGACGGUCACCCGAUGGAUAUGCUCGUGGAGAAGGUUUCUCUGCGGUGAUGCUGAAAACGCUCUCCCAAGCCAUCGCCGACGGUGAUCAAAUUGACUAUAUCAUUCGCGAGACCGGUGUGAACCAGGAUGGCCGCACUCAAGGAAUCACCAUGCCCAGCUCUUCGUCCCAGACAGCGCUUAUUCGCCAAACGUACCGUAAGGCUGGUCUUGAUUGCACUCGUGUGGAGGAUCGGUGCCAAUUCUUCGAGGCUCACGGCACCGGAACCCCUCGCGGCGAUCCGAUAGAAGCCCAGGCCAUUCAUGAUGCAUUUUUUGCAUCCAAGUCGCCGGAGAAUUGCGGCAUCUAUGUUGGUUCCGUCAAAACCGUCAUCGGUCACUUGGAGGGGUGCGCUGGCUUGGCCGGCCUGGUCAAGGCAGGAGAAGCAGUCCGCAGAGGAGAAAUCCCUCCCAAUAUGCAUUUCAAUCACAUGAACCCUGAAAUUAUUCCCAUCUCGCAUGGCAUGACUGUUCCAACGCAAACUCUUCCGUGGCCCAGCUCGAGCGGCGUCCGACGGGCCAGUGUGAACUCCUUUGGAUUCGGAGGCACCAACGCCCAUGCGAUUAUCGAGAGCUAUGACCAGUCUCCAAAGGAACCACCUACACCAAGCAUCUGCUUGCCAUUGCCUUUCACAUUCUCUACUUCAAGUGAGAGCUCGCUAGUUCAGAGCAUUCGCAACUUUGUGGAAUUCCUUGAAUCAAACGAUACUUUGGAGCUGAAUGAUGUUGCGUCGGCAUUGUCAACCCAACGCUCCCAGCUCCCAGUCCGAGUUGCAUUCUCAGGGACUUCGAAGGAGCUUUUGCUUGAGAAAAUGAAGGAUUCUCUGGGUGCAACUUCACUGGGUGAACGUAAGCAAAACACGACCGGAACCGCCAAGAUUCUUGGAGUCUUCACUGGCCAGGGUGCACAAUGGCCUCGAAUGGGAGGGGAACUUGUCAAAUUCUCGCCUCUGGCCCGGCGCACGCUGCUGAAAAUGCAGCACUCCCUUGAUUCCCUUCCUGACGGACCUUCUUGGUCAAUCGAAGAUCGGCUCCUCAACAUGGAAGACCCAUCGCAGAUUCAAGAGGCCGCAUUAUCUCAGCCACUAUGCACCGCUGUGCAGGUCAUGCUUGUGGAGCUAUUGCGCACUGCUGGAAUCUCUUUCGACGUCGUUGUGGGCCACUCCUCCGGCGAAAUUGGCGCUGCCUAUGCUGCCAGGCUGCUCUCGGCAGAGGACGCUAUUCGCAUUGCCUAUUAUCGGGGACUCUUUGCUAGGUUGGCAGGCAGUGCAACCGGUGGAUCGGGUAGCAUGAUGGCAGCAGGUUUGUCAUUUGACGAGGCCAAAACUUUCAUUUCAGAAAAUGGGUUUCAGGGACGAGUUUGCAUCGCAGCUAGCAAUUCUCCUCAGUCGGUGACACUCUCUGGCGAUGAAGAUGCCAUCGUGGAGGCCAAAGUCGUGCUGGACAAACAGCAGACUUUCUGCCGUCUGCUCAAGGUUGACACGGCUUACCAUUCUCACCAUAUGAUUCCGUGUCUUGAGUCCUACUGCGCAGCACUCCGCGCUUGUGAGAUCUCUCCCCUGCCACCCAUAGAAGGAUGUUCCUGGGUCUCCAGUGUUCAUGGGCGUCUGAUGACAACCGCGGAAGAACAUCAAUCUUUGACAGAGGCUUACUGGCGGGAUAACAUGGCACAAACUGUUCUUUUCUCACAGGCUGUACAAGCAGCCCAUGCAAUGUAUGGGCCAUUCGAUAUUGGACUGGAGGUCGGGCCUCAUCCAGCUUUGAAAGGCCCUACCACCCAGGCAAUCAAGGCAGAGAGUAACCGGGCUCUCCCUUACAGCGGUACUCUCGCCCGCUUCGGCAAUGACAUCGAGGCAAUGGCCGAUACCUUGGGCUUUAUUUGGAAAGAAUCGGGUGCCCAAGCCGUUGAUUUUGUUGGAUAUAGCCAAUACGCCUUCAACAUAUCCACCGGCAAGCUGCCACGCCAGUCACUUCCCCCUUACCCUUGGGACCACAGCCAGAGCUUUUGGAAAGAGUCGGUCAUGUCGCAAAACUACCGCCUUCGAUCGCUGAAUCGCCAUGAUCUUCUCGGUGCUCGCUGCCCAGAUGACCAUCCUCAUGACAUGCGCUGGCGAAACACUAUUCGUGUCUCCGAGGUGCCUUGGCUAUCUGGGCACAAGGUGCAAGGACAGAUCAUUUUCCCGGCCGCUGGUUAUUUGGUCAUGGCCCUAGAGGCCGCGAAGGAACUGUCUGACGACAGGCAAGUUGCGAUGGUUGAGCUUCAAAAUGUCGAGAUAUCCAGAGCCAUUGCCCUGUCCGAGGAUAGCGCUGUGGAUGUAAUGUUCCAUCUCAAACCGGCCAUGGGUGCUUCUCGUCGGAUGGCAGAGUUCUCAUGCUAUUCAGCAACACCUGGUAAGAAUGGCGCAACAUGGCAUCGCAAUGCGUCCGGGCAGGUCAAAGUGCACCUCUCCGAUGAGGGCCAGUUGGAUCUUCCCCAGCGACAAGAGCCCCCCGCCUCCCUCGUCCCAGUCAACAUGGAGUAUUUCUACUCGUCUCUCACCGAUAUUGGAUUAGAAUAUACCGGGCUCUUCCAGCGUCUUGAUAAGAUCCAGCGGCGCGCUGGCCAUGCUAUUGGACAUGCCGAAGACAUUCCCGUUGAUAGUGAAAUGCCUGUUAUGAUUCACCCUGCUCUGCUCGAUGCCUCGUUCCAGACCAUCUUUGCUGCUUUUUGCUGGCCUGGAGACGGUAGUCUGCAUAGCCCAUAUGUCCCGACAUUCUUGAAAUCUCUCCGGGUAGUCCCUGCACGGGUCGAUUCUGGCGCAGAGAAGAUGGUGGUCGACUGCACGAUCACCGAGUCCAAGGCACAGACAGUCUCAGCGGAUGUGGAUAUUUUCUCUCCCACUCGGCCUCGUGUUCAGCUGGAAGGCUUGACUUGUACCCUCCUUGGGCAGCCUGCCUCUGCCAACGACUGCGAGCUCUUUGCCGAGACAGUCUGGAAGGCAGAUGUGGAUUCCGGACUGGAAGAUCUGAAGCUUACCACGGAUAGCGCGAGCGAUGUCGAUCUGGUUGAUCUCUGCGAGCGCUUGUCAUAUUCCUAUCUUCGGGAGCUCAACUCCGUGGUCCAUCGUGAAGACGUGAAGACAUUUGUCUGGCACCACCAGCGGAUCUUUGAAUUCAUAGAUUACCUCUUCCCACUGAUCCAGAGCGGCAAUCACCCCACGAUCCGCAAGGAAUGGGCUAAUGAUUCGCAUGCUUGGCUUCUGUCGGAGGCCGCGAAGCAUCCUGGCCAAGUUGAUCUCCAGCUCAUCUCAGCUGUUGGCAAGAAUCUUGCCGCUGUGGUUUACGGCAAAACCACCAUGCUAGAACACAUGAUUGAAAAUGAUGUCCUCGAUCGAUUUUACAAAUACGGCCUCGGCUUCCAAAGAGCAAAUGGGGCGCUAAGCCGUCUCGCCCGCCAGAUCUCUCAUCGCUAUCCAAGAAUGAACGUCCUCGAGGUAGGCGCUGGUACUGGUGGUGCUACGAAGGGAGUCCUUGAGCAGCUUUCGGGAACUUUCUCAAACUACACUUUCACCGACACUUCCACCGGUUUCUUUGAGAAGGCACAGGAGCAGUUCCAGAAAUGGUCUUCUAAGAUGACCUACAAGGCGUUGAAUAUCGAGGGGGAUGUUGCUGCGCAGGGCUUCGAGGAUGGAAGCUUUGAUCUCAUCAUUGCCUCCAAUGUACUGCACGCUACCCAAAAUUUGGAAUUCACCAUGCAGAAUGUGCGGCGGCUUCUGAAACCCGGUGGCUAUUUGCUGCUUUUGGAAGUGACAAGCGAUAUCUUGAGAGUGAAGUUGAUGAUGUCUGGUCUUCAGGGCUGGUGGCUAGGAGACUCGGACGGCCGUCGUUUCGCUCCUACCAUCUCUCAUACGCAGUGGGAUGAUCUGCUGCGCAAGACUGGCUUCUCUGGGAUUCAACAGCGUGUCACAGACUUUGAAGAUACCACCAAGCACAUGACCUCGGUGAUGUUGUCCCAGGCUGUCAACGACGUUGUUUCUCUGCUGAAGCACCCAUUGGAACACACAACUCCCAACCUCCCUGUCAACCGGAUCGCGGUCAUUGGAGGUCAUUCUCCAGCAACAAAAGUCCUCGCCGAUGAUGUCGCAUCGCUCUUAUCCCCAUGGAGCACGGCCUCGCCUCUGCGUUUGGACACCUUCGAAGAAAUUCUUCGCCACCCUAACGCUGGAAUCACCUCCAUUGUGUCCCUGGCGGACUUGGAUGAGCCGCUGUUCAUGAAUGUCCACCGAGGAAAAUUGAGCGGAAUUCAGAGUGCCCUGGAGGGGUGUCGCCAAGUCCUUUGGGUGACCUCUGGUGCACGUGCUCGGAACCCGUACGCCAACAUGACGAUUGGACUCGGUCGGUCUCUUCUCUACGAGUAUCCCCAUAUCCGGAUGCAGUUCAUGGACAUUGAACAUGAUGUCCAGAACAAAUCUACACAUGUGGCAGCCUCACUCGCGCGUCUUCUUAUCGCGGACAAGCAUGACCUCCCUUCAACGGAGACGCUGUGGAGUGUGGAGCCAGAAGUUGCACUCGAGGGAGACAGGACCAUGAUUCCUCGAAUACUUCCCAAUGAGCGUUUGAACAAUCGCCUCAAUGCAGGAAUUCGGCAGAUUACCGAGCCGACUUUCCCGGCAGAUUCCUGCAUUCUGGUCUCCUGUGAUGAUCGGGCUGUUUCUCUCCGUGCCAGAGAGAAGCCUGCUUUCUCGACCUUAGACGCUAUUUCGAUCCGCGUGAGAUACUCGUUGCUGCACGAGAUCCAGAUCACGGGUACGAUAAAAUCAUACAUCGUCAGUGGUGUUGUUGAGCAUCCAGGCUCCAGUAAAGACUUUGCUGCAGGAAACAAUGUCGUCGCAUUGGCAGACUGCAAUGCUUCACAUGUCCAAGUCUCCCCUGAGCGGGCUAUCUUGAUUGACACUCUUGAUCCGGGAAGACUGCUGCAAGUGGCCCUUGCUCUUAUUGCAAAGAGCAUUUUGAGCGCGGUCAAGCCGCGUGGAAAUGUUCUUUUGAUUGACCCGAAUCCGACUUUGCAGCGCUUUAUCGAGACCGAGGCUGUUGAAACGGAUAUCACGGUGACGGUGGCCUCCUCAAACCGCCAGGAUCCAAAUGCUGUUCACAUUUCUCCAUUUUUGGCUCAACGACAGCUUGAAGCGCUCUUCCCAUCGAAGAUUGACCUCGUCUUCGACUGCUCUUCUCAACAGACUCAUUCGGUCAGAGGAUUCUUCGCCCGGCAUCACACAGUCACAAUGGCAGAUCUCUUCUCUUUGAAGCCUGCCGUGAAGCCAAAUUCCCUUGUUGGAAGCGCGAACUGCCAAAAGAACUUGCUAAAGGCAAGACAUGCCAUCCGCAGUGACUUCCCGGCUGUCGGUGAUUGCAUUGACCUCGUAUCAUUGAGUGAUUUGACGAAACUGCCGCUCAAUACUGCCAGCUAUUUGUCAGUCAUUGAUUUUGCCUCUGAAGCGGUCAUCCAAACGGUAGUUGAGCCUAUCCAGCCUCAGGAUCUGUUCCGAGCGGACCGUUCCUACCUUCUUGUCGGCUGCACCGGUGGAUUAGGACAGUCACUCACCCGCUGGAUGGUGAAAAAUGGCGCUCGAUACCUUGUCUUAACCAGUCGUCAAGCCAGCAAAGUUGACCGCAGAUGGUUAGAUGAGUUGAGUCAGAUGGGUGCCGAGAUAAAGCUCCAUGAACUCGAUAUCUCCAACAAACAGGCGCUUCUUGCCAUGCACGCUGAGCUGCAAGAUUCAUUCCCACCCAUUGCAGGCGUGGCAAAUGCGGCCAUGGUACUUUCUGACCGCUUGUUUAGUGACAUGACCGUGGAACAUUUGAACAUGGUCUUAGAGCCCAAAGUCACCGGUACCGCCAAUCUCGAUGAGAUAUUCUCAACUCCAACUCUCGACUUCUUCGUCUUGUUCUCGUCCUUGGCAAGCAUUGUCGGUAAUCGUGGCCAGUCCAACUACGGUGCUGCCAACCUGUUCAUGACCAGCCUGGCAGCUCAGCGCAAGCGCAAGGGCUUGGUCGGCUCUGUUCUGGACAUUGGCAUGGUGUUAGGUAUUGGAUACGUUUCGCAAAACGGCAUUUACGAAUCAACCCUUCGAAAGUUCAACUACAUGCCUAUCUCUGAACCCAAGUUUCAUGUGAUGUUCACCGAGGCUAUCGCCGCUGGUCAGCCGGAGAGCGAAACACAAGCCGAGAUCAUCACUGGCCUCCAUCGUAUUGCCGAGUCCGGUGAUAGUGACGAAAAGGCGUUCUGGUCAGGAAACCCCCGGUUCUCGCACUACACUAUCCAGGACAACCGGGACCAGGAGAAAAUUUCCACUACUGUUGUCUGCCUCCGAAAGCAGCUGGCCGAUGUGAAAGAGCUUGAGCAGGCCUCGGAAAUCGUUCUGGACGGCUUCCUCUACAAGCUCGAGCGUGUUCUGCAGGUACCCGCAGCUAACAUAAAUCCUGCUCAGCCACUCGUCAAUCUUGGAGUCGACUCAUUGAUGGCUGUUGAGGUUCGAUCCUGGUUUGUCAAAGAGGUCAACACUGACAUCCCGGUUCUUCGCAUUUUGGGAGGUGCGUCCUCGGCUGAGUUGUGUACGGACGCAGCACAAACAUAUAUCGCGACGAACCUGCCGACGCCUCCAAACGAUCGCCCAAGUGAGAGCUCCUCGUCCACAUCCGAGGCCAGCUUCAGUCACGGAAAUGAUCAGUCACAAGUGAUGAGCUCUACUACUUCCGACACUGGGUCGAUUUCCAAAAAUGACGAUGACAAGAAAGAGGAUCAACCGAGGAAGGAAAUCGACGUCCAAGACUCCAUUCCUUCUGCUUCAAGGAUCGAUCGCAUGUCUUUCGCACAGGAGCGAUUAUGGUUCCUCCGCUUGUUUUUGGACGAUCCAUCAGCCUACAAUGUCACAAUGAUGUACCGUGUCAAUGGCCCCAGCGCCAUGGCUAUGUGCAACGCAAUGAACCUUGUUCUGACUCGGCAUCAAUCUCUACGAACUGCAUUUUUCUCCGAUCGCAAAACUGGUGUCCCUAGUCAGUAUGUCCUUCCGAGGCCAAGCGCAUCGGUGAAACAGCAGUCGCUCAAGAAUGAUCGCGCUGCAUACGAGGAGUUUGACCGGCUACGCCACCAUACAUACGACCUUGAAAAUGGCGAAACGGUGGCUGCCACUCUACUUUCGCAAGCGGAGACUGAUCAUAUACUGAUCCUUGGGUUUCACCACAUCGUGUUCGACGGCUUCAGUGCUCAAAUCUUCAUCAAGGAUCUUGCAUCUGUGAUCGCAGGAAAAUCCCUACCUCCUGUCCAGCAUCAAUACAUGGAAUUUGCCAACCGGCAACGGCAACUCGUGCAAUCCACUAUGGAGCCAGAUAUAGAAUUCUGGAAAUCCCGGUUUGCAGAAUUACCGACUCCAUUGCCAUUGUUUGAUUUCUGUUUAGUGAAGUCCCGCAAGCCCUUGACUGCUUACAAUAUGCAUGGUGCCCAGCACACAAUCCCGUCAAGCACUGCCGCUGCUUUCAAGCAAAGGAUCCGCGGGCUUAACGCCACUCCAUUCUACGGACACCUUGCGAUUCUUCAAAUUCUUCUCCAUCGCUUCUUGAAUCUGGACGACCUAUGCAUUGGAAUUACGGAUAGCAACCGCACCGACACCGACUUUCUUGACACGAUCGGCUUUUUUGUCAAUCUACUCCCGUUGCGGUUCACUCUCGAUGGCAAGUCAUCGUUUGAGAAACUGCUCGGACAGACACUUCACGUCGCAUCCGAGGCACUUGAACACUCAUGUGUGCCUUUUGACGUGUUGCUUGACUCUUUGAAUAUGCCCCGAUCUACGACGCAGAGUCCACUGUUCCAAGUGCUGUUGAACUAUAAGAUGGGAUCAACAAGCAAGAUCAAGAUGCCCGGCCUUCAAGCCGAGUUGAUGGGCUUUGAAGAUGCCUGCAAUCCAUAUGAUUUGGUUUUUGAUAUUGAAGAGCAACCGGAUGGCACUACUCUGGUUGGUCUCAAGUCGCAGUCCUAUCUUUACAGUCAGAGGGACCUGGGUAUGAUUCUGGGGGCUUAUAGUUGCGUGCUCGAGUCGUGCAUCUCACAUCCGGAGCUUGCUAUCAAUCAACAUGAGCUCUAUCACCUGGAAGAUGCCGUGGCUGCGCUUCCCCUUGCGAAGGGGCCCCGUUUAGACUUUGACGACUCAGUCACCUUAUCUUCUCGUAUUGAAGACGUUGCAGCCUCCUAUGGCAGCGAAGUCGCGAUCAAGGACAGUGAGGGCUCUAGUCUCACUUAUCAGUCUAUGGACAAGCGAGUCCAGUAUAUUGCAGCCACUCUCCAGGUCGAGGGCAUAGGUGGUGGGGAUUUUGUCGCAGUAUACUGUGAGCCAUCAAUCAACUCUGUCUGCUAUUUGCUGGCGAUCUGGCGACUGAAUGCCGUCUAUGUUCCCCUCGACCCACAGAAUCCAGUGGAGCGUUUGCAGACGAUUUUAGAUGAUUGCCGGCCGGCUGCAAUCAUCUACGACGAACGCACCAAAAGCAACACCGGACAGCUCAUUCUCGGAGCGACCAAACCGGUCACCUUCUCAAGCUUUGACUCAUUCUCCUCUGUUCCUAUCACAAGCAGAGCCCAAUCAUCUUCUCCAGCUUGUGCUUUAUAUACAAGCGGUUCCACCGGAAAGCCUAAAGGCAUCGUUCUAACCCACAGAAACCUCGUCAACCAGAUCAUGGGUAUCAAGAAGACAUUCGGUCUUGUAAAAGAGAAUGUUCUCCAACAGAGCUCCCUCGGUUUUGACGUCUCCAUUGACCAGAUGAUGCAACCUUUGACCUCUUGUGGUACGCUCGUCGUUGCAUCCCGGCAUCUUCGAGGUGAUGCAUUGGAACUUACACGUCUAAUGCUCGCUGAAAAGAUUACGUACACCUAUGCAACGCCUUCUGAGUAUGCCUCCUGGCUACGCUAUGGAUCUGAUAACCUCCAUGAAUUGACUUGCUGGAAGACUGCGAUCGUUGGAGGCGAAGCUCUUCCCGCUCAUUUGAUCCGUCGAUUCCAGCAGCUAGGUCUACCCGGUCAACGCUUGAUCAACAGAUACGGCCCGACAGAAAUCACUGUUUCAAGCUCUUGUAUGGCGUUCGAUAUUUCAGACUCUACCGUUGCCGACCUACCAGCUGUCAGCAUUGGGACGACACUCCCGAACUAUUCAACCUACAUUCUUGCCCCCGAUGGGUCCCCUGUCCCUGUCGGUUUUGUGGGAGAAAUCGUUGUGGGAGGCAGUGGUGUUGCUUCGGGCUACCUUGGGCGAGAUGAGCUGACUUGUCAACGUUUUGUGCCCGAUCCUUUCGCCAGCAAAGCAGACAUUGAUCGCGGGUUUACAACCAUGUACCAUACCGGGGACAAGGGUAGGCUGCUACCAAGUGGUGAGCUUUUCUAUCUCGGUCGCAUGGAUGGGGACAAUCAAAUCAAACUGCGAGGAUUCCGCGUUGAGCUGGAUGAGAUCGCCAAUACCGUCUUGCGCCAAGCAAAGGGUCGCCUUGCUGAGGCUGUCGUCUCAGUCCGAGGAACCCACGAUGAAGAGGGAGACCGACGAUACCUCGUCGCUUGGAUUAUUCCUUCCCCUGGAACCUGCGCCGCUGACGAUCUACAAGAGUUUAUUUCUGUACUUCCUUCCCGUCUGCCUCUUCCUUCUUACAUGAUACCUCGUAUCUACGUGACCGUGGAGGACUUCCCUCGAAACCCCAACGGCAAGCUCGAUAGGCGGGCCUUGGACCAGCUGGAACUUCCCAAGAAUGAGGAUCAUGGUAGUAGCUUUGACUUCUCUGCGCAGGAACUGGGUAUGAUCGAAAUUUGGAAGACCUGUCUCGAUGAAUCUGCUCUCCCGUCCACCUGGAGUCGCUCGACGGACUUUUUUCAGCUCGGUGGUAACUCACUCUUGAUGAUCCGAUUAAAAGCGCUCAUCCGUGAGAAUCUUGGAUUUGACCUCCCUCUGACUUCACUUUUCCAAUCUUCUACUAUCGAGGGAAUGGCUGCGCAGUGCGUCUCCGAGACAACCAAGUCGCCUACAUUGAGAAUUGACUGGGCUGCCGAAACAAGGCUUGGAGAAGAAGAGCACAAGUCGGCUUGCUCCAAAGCUUCAACGCCGACACCCAAUACAAAUGGCACAAAAGAAGGUCUGGAAGUCUGUCUGACUGGGGCAACUGGAUUCUUGGGCUCGGCCAUCUUGCAACAAUUGGCGGCCAACGAUCAGAUCUCACGCAUUCACUGUGUCGCGAUCCGGCCAUCCAAAAAUGAAGCCGCUCCUCGUGAACUCGCAGUCAAGUCAGCAAAGGUCAUUCGGUAUGCCGGUGAUUUGAGCUCGCCUAGGUUUGGGCUCGACCCAGAAGCUUGGGAAUCUCUCGGAAACACCAUUGAUGUGAUCAUUCACAACGGUGCCGAUGUCUCAUUCCUAAAGUCAUAUCAGUCUCUUCGAGCCGCAAACUUGCAAUCGACCCGCCAGCUGGCCUGUCUGGCACUUGAACGAUCCAUUCCUCUUCACUUCGUCUCCACCGGUGGAGUUUCACAGCUCGUAGGAGCUGAAGCAUUAUCACCACAAUCCGUCUCCGAGGUCACUCCCCCAGUCGACGGCUCCAAAGGAUAUGUUGCCUCGAAAUGGGCGGCCGAGGCAUACCUGGAAGCCUGCGCGUCCCGGUACAAUCUCCGGUGUACAAUCCAUCGGCCAUCCAACAUCGUUGGAGAGGGGGUGCCAGCUACCGACCUCAUGCAGAACAUUCUGAAAAUCUCCGUUGACCUAGGCGUCGUACCAACCACCGAUGGGUGGACAGGAGCUUUUGACUUUGUUCCGGUUGCAGACGUUGCUACUGGCAUUUGCAAUGCCAUACUCAAGAGGGAAGAUACGGUGCCUGGCCGAGUACACAUUUUACACCACUGUGGGGAUGAGAAAAUCCCUGUUAGUGAUGUCAAAGCCUUCCUUGAACAUCAAUUUGGAGUCGAACUUCGGACAGUUGACGUGAAUACCUGGAUGGAAGAAGCGCAUCAAGCCAAUCUACCCGAAGUUCUGGAGAGUCUAAUUGGAGCUACUCUCAGGAUUGAGAACGGGCAAGUAGUGCCUUACUUGUCUCGGUCAUAA
Molecule: messenger RNA, 11820 nt
Organism: Monascus purpureus
Lineage: Eukaryota; Fungi; Ascomycota; Eurotiomycetes; Eurotiales; Aspergillaceae
Source: the annotation of a GenBank genome assembly